Stegodyphus dumicola is the source of this 2742-nucleotide messenger RNA. It is a transcript of the gene Amacr, whose product is annotated as Alpha-methylacyl-CoA racemase. The record is from RefSeq and is a predicted model, not a curated record. Lineage: Eukaryota; Metazoa; Arthropoda; Arachnida; Araneae; Eresidae. Gene Ontology annotation, cellular component: mitochondrion. Gene Ontology annotation, biological process: bile acid metabolic process. Gene Ontology annotation, molecular function: alpha-methylacyl-CoA racemase activity.
UCAUCUCUUUCUUAUCUCGCAUUGCAUUUAUUAUUGUUGUCAUUAUUAUAUUUAAGUUUAUUUCACUCCUUUAUAGCUUGGUAAUUACGAAUACUUUACAAGCGAAAUGAAAGAUAAAAUCCAGUUGAUGGAAAAAGUACUGUAGCAAUUAUAAUUGUGGUAGUUGUUUUAAAGUGAAUAAGGAAAAUAGUUAUGGCGCUGCGCGGAAUAAAAGUUAUUGAAUUUGCUGGUUUAGCUCCAGCUCCUUUCUGUGGUAUGAUUCUAAGAGAUCAUGGAGCCUCUGUAACAAGAAUAGAUAGACCAGGAGCUGACAUAAAUGUUGAUUCUUUGAGUCGUGGGAAACGAUCUUUUGUCAUUGAUUUGAAAAAUUCCAAGUCAGCUAGUGUUGUAUCCAGGUUAUGUUCAAAUGCUGAUGUUUUACUUGAACCUUUUCGUCCAGGUGUUAUGGAAAAAUAUAAAUUAGGUCCAUCAGAAUUAUGUAAAAUUAAUCCACGUCUCAUUUAUGCAAGACUAACUGGCUUUGGACAAAAUGGCCCUUUUUCAAAAAUGGCUGGGCAUGAUAUUAAUUACAUUGCAAUUUCAGGAGUUCUAUCGGUAUUAGGAAGAAGUGGUGAGAAGCCAUCUCCUCCAAUUAAUUUACUGGGAGAUUUUGCAGGAGGAGGCCUUAUAUGUGCACUAGGAAUAUGUUUGGCUCUUCUUGAGCGUCAGAAAUCAGGGAAAGGACAAGUUAUUGAUGCUAAUAUGGUGGAAGGCUCAGCCUAUGUAUCUAGCUGGUUAUGGUCUACCCGUAAAGAAGGUUUCCCCAUUCCUUUAUGGGCUAAUUCUAAAGGUAAAAAUGUUAUUGAUGGCGGUUCACACUUUUACCAAACGUAUGAAACAAAAGAUGGUAAAUACAUGGCAGUUGGAGCUUUAGAACCACAGUUUUACAGAGCCUUAAUGAAAGGUCUUGGCAUAGAUGAAAAUGAAUACUCUCAAUUUUCGGAUUGGGAAGAAACAACUAAGAAGUUCAGCGAAAUAUUUUUAACAAAAACUCAAGAAGAAUGGUGUGAGGUUUUUAAUUUUACUGAUGCUUGUGUAACUCCAGUUGUACCUUUAGAGGAAUCACAUAAGCAUAUUCACAAUAUUGCGAACAAAUCAUUCAUUACGAAUGGAAAGGAAAGUAUUCCAGUGCCUGCACCUAGGCUGUCACGAACACCAGGAGAUAUAUGCUGGAAAAUACCAGCAUCUGGAGAACAUACAUUGGAAAUACUUUUAGAAGAAGGAUUUACAAAAAGUGAAAUAGAUUCCUUAGUUAAAGGAAAUGUUGUAUAUUCUGCAUCUGCCAAAUCAUCCCUAUAACCUGUGCAAUUUCUUUUUAUGUAUUAUAUAAAUUUAUUAAUACUUCUAAUUAAAUUGACUUUAAUUUAAUGUUUCUUUUCAGAAAAAUUAAAAUAUGUUUUUUUAUUUAUUUUAGAUUUUAAAUUGUUGAUUUAUGAGCAUUCUAUAGUUUUUUUUUUCCAUAGACUGUAUUUUUAAUACAAUUGCUAAUAAAAAAAUAGUGUCAGGAAUAUGAAAAUCAUGGCCUAAAAGUUCAUCCAUAUUAUUAUAACAUUCAAAAUAAAUUUGUAAAGUAUUUUCUUAAAGUGCAUGGCAUUUUAUAAAGUUGUGACAUGUUUCAUAAAAUUAGCUUUUAUAUUGUGGCAACAUAGCAACUAACCAGUGCUUGCACCAUGAUGAACCCAUAGGGGUACUUUUCACGCAAAGAUCAUUAUUCAAUUACUAACUAACAGAAUUCAGUUUAAUUCCUGCCGUACAAAUAAAGUGUAGCUGUAGCUUUACAUUUAUGUUAAAAACCAAAGGGCUAAUCCCUAAAAUGAAAUGCCAUGAAACCUAGGUAACAUUUGUUGAAGCUGUGCCAUUUCUUAAAGUUAAGUUUAUUUUGCAGUCUUUAAAUACUAUAUAUAUUAAUGCCUUAUUCUUUGAGAAUACUUACUUGUGAUAAACAAAAUAAAAUGGCUUCCAAAGAAUGCCCCUUUACAUAAAAAGUUUUGUUUUUAUCUAAAGCUAUUAGCAGAAAAGUCUGUUGCUCCUAAAUCAGCAGGACGAGUAGAACUUGCAUUUGAGUGUACUGUCUGUCUACGGUAAGAACAGCUCUCACCAGUUUGUCUGUGGCUGUCUGUUGCCGUAGAAACGAGCCCUGACCCAUUUUUCGUAGGGGUGUCUUGAAGAUUUACUUCUCAUUUUGCCACGUUGGCACAUUUAAAGAUGAUUUGGCGAUAUUCACAUUUUGUUUUAGUUUUAAGUAAAAUACUCGUUGACCCUUUGCGUCGACCCCUACAUUCAAUUUCCGAAAAUGAAAAUUGAUAAAAUAUGAAUAUGAAAAUGAUAGAUAAAGUUUUUGCAGUCAAGGAACGGUCUUUGAUUUUGCCGUGUGAGGUACAAGUCGCUGAAUUUGCCAUCCUUCUAGAUGUACAAUGAGUAAAAAUAUAUCAAAAUAACUUGUAGGGAAAUGCAUUUAAAAAUCCGUGCUUAUUUUUGAAGAAAAAUGCUCUCAAUAAAUACUUUUUGCGAUUCUUUUUUUCCCAUACCUUCAAACUAAACCAAAAGCUGGUCAAUUUAAUGAUGAAAGGAAGCGAAGGUAAAUUAAAAUCAAAACUGCUUUUUACUUAAUUACCAGUGGUUUGGGUUGGUUUAUAUGAUUACGGAAAGCCUCCAGGGUUAAAUGCCUAAGAGGAGGGAUGCCUUCGUGGAGGGCUUGCUAAG